Messenger RNA from Lachancea lanzarotensis, 603 nucleotides. RefSeq names its product LALA0S01e17920g1_1 (gene MRPL20). NCBI's taxonomy places the organism in Eukaryota, Fungi, Ascomycota, Saccharomycetes, Saccharomycetales, Saccharomycetaceae. Gene Ontology annotation, cellular component: mitochondrial large ribosomal subunit. The record is from RefSeq and is a predicted model, not a curated record. The transcript has a single exon. Gene Ontology annotation, molecular function: structural constituent of ribosome. The coding region runs from base 1 to 603 and encodes 200 amino acids.
AUGUCUUUUGUGAGACAAUUGCACACGUCUGUCCAGCGAGGUGCUGAAUCGAUAAGGACUACCAAAAACGGCUCCGGGAAAUUGAAGCAGCUAAAAUCCACCCCAAACUUGUACAAUUCUAAAGCAUCGUCAUACAAUUACAGAGGUGUUUUAAGAGCGAAAAUAGAGCCGGGAACCUACCAUGUACCAUCACAAUCGUCGUCCACAGGAUCUAUAAACAGUGAAACGUUUCCUAGAGCUUUUAUGCCCCGUGAGGAUCCACGUAGAAAAUAUGUGCAGACUUUGAGACCCCGCGAUGGCCUACAAGCCAAUUGGGCCCCAGCCCUCCAUGUACAAAAAGAAAAGUCAUACCAUCUCAAACCGGAGCAAAUUGCUGAAAUCCAAAAACUCAGGCUCGAGAACCCCGACAAAUAUACCAGAAAGGCACUUGCUCAGAAAUUCAACGUCUCACCGCUUUUCGUGUCCCUGGUAUCAUCUGCCACUCCAGGUCGGAUGUCCGAAAUGACACAAAGACUACAAACGAUAAAGGACGAAUGGCACCCCAAGAGAGCUCUCGCAAGAGACGACCGGAAGAAACGUAAGCUGCUGUGGUACAGACCUUAA